Bipolaris sorokiniana ND90Pr is the source of this 1800-nucleotide messenger RNA. RefSeq lists its product as uncharacterized. The record is from RefSeq and is a predicted model, not a curated record. The coding region runs from base 239 to 1792 and encodes 517 amino acids. Gene Ontology annotation, molecular function: transmembrane transporter activity. Gene Ontology annotation, biological process: transmembrane transport. NCBI's taxonomy places the organism in Eukaryota, Fungi, Ascomycota, Dothideomycetes, Pleosporales, Pleosporaceae. The transcript has 2 exons.
CGCUUUUUAAACUUUUGAUAAUCUGAUUGAUAUCUCGGCAUCGGAAAGCUUGUUAAUCCUAGGGUGUUGUUACAGUCUAGGCUUUCGAACCACUAGCACUCCAUCAAUCUUCGGUGGUGGUAAUUGCCACUUAAUCCAAGACAUACGUCUUGAGGCUGCCUAGCAUUUCCAUCGGCUCGAAGAGAGAGAAACAGCCGUAUACAGGACUAUCCAAAACGUCAUCACUACUUCUACACCCAUGAAGCAAUCCUCACCAACUCCUCCACGCUCCUCAGCCAGCCUCUCCUCCCAUGAUACACGAGAGAAACCACCAUCUCCAACUUCCCCACUCGACUCAACCAAAGAAGCCGACACAGACUCGCAUCCAGGCUACCUCACCUGGACCGACCCCUCCGACCCCUCCAACCCCUUCAACUUCCCCGCCAGCAAAAAAUGGCGCACAACCCUCCUCGCAUGCAGCAUGACCUUCCUCGUCCAAGUCUCCGGCACAAUGCUCACAUCGGCCGCACCGCAAAUAAACUCGAGCUUCGCCAUCAGCGACGAAGCGUUCCCGCACUCGUAUUGGCCGGUGCUAAGCUGGAACCUUGGCGGCGCAGCAGCGCCACUACUAGGUCUCCCUUUGAUGGAGAAUUUUGGCGUGAGAUGGAGUUACAUGAUCAUUUAUGCGGUUAUGAUCAUCUUUAUCAUUCCGCAGGCGGUAGCACGCAACUUUGCUACGUUGGUUGUUACGAGGGUAAUCACGGGAUCGUGCGCGGGCGUGCUGGCGAAUAUCACGUCGGGGAUUGUAAGCGACAUCUGGAGACCGGGGCGAGUGCAUAGUUUCUGUACGUCGCUGUAUAUCUUUGCAUUGCUGGCGGGGUUGAACAUGGGGCCUGUGUUUGGGAGUUUGGUGGUAAGGCAUACGACUUGGAGAUGGAUAUUCCUGGGUCAGAUUAUCUUUUAUGCCUCCUUGAUACCAGUAUUGUUCCUGCUUCUCCCAGAAGUCCGACCAGAUGUUAUUCUCACGCGCCGCGCCCGUUAUAUACGUGUGAACACAGGAAAACAAGUCUACACUGCAGCUGAGAAGCAACAGACAAGUUUUAGCGAUAUCCUCAAAGAGACGCUCGUUCGACCUUCACGUAUGCUCUGCACAGAAGGCGUGGUGCUGUCGUUUGGCUUGUGGAGCGCAUUCUGCGUAGGAACCGCCUUCAUGUUCACGCAGUCUAUAGUCCAAGUCUUCUCUGAACUGUAUGGUUGGACCUUCUUUGGAACAGGCUUAGUCCAGAGUGCAGUCGUGAUUGGAGAGUUCAUAGGACUUUUUGCAUCACUGGUGCAAGAUCGAAUCUAUUUCGCAUCUGCCAGACGAAACACGGAAAGCCCAGGUAGACCUAUGCCGGAAGCUCGCCUCUACCUGAGUAUUCCCGCGUCCUUCAUCGGCUUGAGCGGAGGUCUUUUCUAUUUUGCCUGGACAUCUUAUUCCUCUAUUCCGUGGAUUGUACCCAGUAUAUCACUUGCUUUUGUGGGUUUCGGCAUGUUUUGCAGUACGGCAGCGGUGACGUCGUAUGUCGUUGAUGCAUAUGCAAAGUACGCGGCCAGUGCAAUUGCCGGCAUUGCUUUUCUCGAGAAUACAAUGGCGGCGUUCUUGCCACUUGCGACUCAGAAUUUGUAUCGUGCACUCGGUUUCCAGUGGGCUAGCAGUUUAUUGGGCUUUGUGGCGCUAGCGCUGAGUUGCAUUCCGUUGAUUUUGCUGAAAUAUGGGAGGAGUAUACGUGCGAGGAGCCCGUUCAUGAACCAGGCGGGUUAUGAAAAUUAGACAUAAUG